Messenger RNA from Penicillium oxalicum, 372 nucleotides. RefSeq lists its product as uncharacterized. The record is from RefSeq and is a predicted model, not a curated record. Lineage: Eukaryota; Fungi; Ascomycota; Eurotiomycetes; Eurotiales; Aspergillaceae. The transcript has 2 exons. The coding region runs from base 1 to 372 and encodes 123 amino acids.
AUGUCCUUUAAUGCCUAUACAGCCGAAUACGUGGGUGUAUCAACCACCAUGAAGCUAUUUAUAUUGAGAGCCAACCCUACCGCUCCGAAAACGUUGGAAGGAGGUCAUCUCUAUCAUGUGAAUGGAAAUCUCCUUAAAGGCAUGACACACGAUCCCAGAGGUUCAGCUAGCACCAAAAGAAAGAUUGGAACCAUCGCAAAGGAAGACAUAGCCAGAUUCGAGACAGAGUGUUGCCAAGCAGAUCCCGCGCCCCACACCCGAUUGACUCUUGGUGGCAAGCAACUGUAUCCUGGCACGCAGCUCUACCGCUGCGGAGACUGGCUUCGCGACGUCCAGAAGCUAGCAUUCGAAAAGGGGAUCAUCAAACGUUGA